ACGACAUGCAACUAGUCUCACGCAAUAUCGUUUGCAUAUAAGCUCAAUAUAAGCUGGCAGCAUUCACUUCUUCGCCAUUGAUGAAAAUUUAAAUAAAUUUGCGAGACGGUAAUCACAAUCUGGAAACAUGAAAUAUAUUAUCAUACUAGUGGUACUCGCAACAAGUGCUUUCUUGGUACACAGCGCACCACAGAUGAUGCCUGGAAUGGGUGGAAUGCCUGGAAUGGGCGGAUUCCCUGGAAUGGGUGGAAUGCCUGGAAUGGGUGGAAUGCCUGGAAUGGGUGGAAUGCCUGGAAUGGGUGGAUUCCCAGGAAUGGGUGGAAUGCCUGGAAUGGGCGGAAUGCCUGGAAUGGGUUGAGGAAUGUUUUGAAAGAAUGAGAGCAAACUUCAAAUUUUAUCUCUGUUUUGACUGCCAGCUCAGAAGUUUGAAUUGAAAACCGAAGAAGAAAAUAUCUCGAGCUAAAAUGUUUGUAAAGUAAAAUUCUGCACUAUUUAUAAAAUAAAUCUUGACAAUCAUAAAAUGAAAUGAAGUGAACUGUACAUAGUAAAAAUAAUUCUGUAUA
Molecule: messenger RNA, 563 nt
Organism: Stegodyphus dumicola
Lineage: Eukaryota; Metazoa; Arthropoda; Arachnida; Araneae; Eresidae
Source: RefSeq, a predicted model, not a curated record